AUAGUACCAUUUUCUUCUUUAUGUAGUUAUAAGGUUGCAUCAGAGAAUCUCCCCAAGACCCUCUAAUAGAUCCUGACAUUAGUUUAUGAACUUUUCUCAGGAUCAUCACAUCAAUUAAAAGUUAUGGAGAAACUUGUUUCAAGCUGGUGUAAUGUUCAAUCUUUACCCGAUAAUUAUGUAUUUCCACCAGAAAAAAGACCUGGAAUAAACAUUGUUCCCCUAUGCAACACCAUUCCUGUAAUUGAUCUUGAAGCAAGUGAUGCAGCUCUGAAUAUUUUGAAGGCUAGCCAAGAGUUUGGAUUCUUUCAGGUGAUUAACCAUGGAGUUGCAGAGAACUUGGUGAAUGACACGAUGAGUGUUUUCAAGGAGUUCUUUGAGUUGCCUGCAGAAGAUAAGGCAAACCUCUAUUCUGAGGAACCAAGUAGAAGCUGCAGGCUUUACACGAGCAGUCCAAAUUACUAUAACGAAGAAGUUCAUUUUUGGCGUGACAAUCUGAGGCAUCCUUGCCAUCCUGUAGACAAUUUCAUUGAUCAGUGGCCUGAAAAGCCAAUAAGAUACCGAGAGGUCGUUGGAAAUUGCUCAGUGGAGAUGAGAAAGUUGGUAUUAAGGAUUUUGCAAAUGAUUAGUCAUGGGCUACGGCUUGAUGCUAAGUAUUUUGGAGAUGAUCUUAGCAAAGAAUUGUUACUAUCAGUUAAUCACUACCCUCCAUGCCCAGAACCAAAUUUGGCCUUGGGACUACCUAAACAUAGUGACCCUAAUCUCAUUACCAUCUUGCAUCAAGGAGAUGUCUAUGGACUUCAGGUGUUCAAGGAUGGGGAAUGGAUUGGGGUUGAACCUAUUCCUAAUGCAUUUGUGGUCAACAUAGGCCUACAAUUACAGAUCAUAAGCAAUGGGAAGCUGAAAAGUUCUGAACAUCGAGUAGUGACAAAUUCAAGUGAUGCUAGAACAACGGUAGUAUUCUUCUUUAGUCCUUGUAAUGAUAGCUUGAUAGAACCAGAAAAAACUCUGACAGAUGAAAGGAAUUCUCCACUCUAUAAAGGUUUUCAAUACAAAGAGUUUCUUACCUACUAUAUAGCAAAGCAUGGAGACACUGAAGCAGCAAUUGAGCCCUUUCAGCUCAUAUGAAAAAAAAAAAAUAAAAACAGAAGAAGAAGAAAACCCACGUCUAGCAAACUAUUUGUUAUGAACUUAUGAUUUGAUCAAAAUGUUCAAUUGCAGUUUCUGUA
Molecule: messenger RNA, 1226 nt
Organism: Ricinus communis (castor bean)
Lineage: Eukaryota; Viridiplantae; Streptophyta; Magnoliopsida; Malpighiales; Euphorbiaceae
Product: hyoscyamine 6-dioxygenase
Exons: 4
Coding region: 124-1125 (333 amino acids)
Source: RefSeq, a predicted model, not a curated record